Molecule: messenger RNA, 1011 nt
Organism: Telopea speciosissima
Lineage: Eukaryota; Viridiplantae; Streptophyta; Magnoliopsida; Proteales; Proteaceae
Product: WD repeat-containing protein 43-like
Exons: 7
Coding region: 47-862 (271 amino acids)
Source: RefSeq, a predicted model, not a curated record
UCUCUCUCUCAUCUUUUUGUUUAUCUAUACUGCAGAAAACUCUGUGAUGGAUCUCCAAAAUCUGGAGCCAGCAACAACAGAUCCACCAAUCCAGAAGAAAAAAGUGAGUAAGAAACGAGCAGCAUAUGAUCCGGAUCUUGCACCAGAGAACCUCACUGAUCUUGGUCAUGCAGAGGCUAUUGAUGGGCUCCAUGUUGGGGAUGAUUUGAAUGAACCAACAAUGGGUGAGAAGCUAUCAAGACUAAAUGUAUUUGAUGAUGACAAAGCCAACACUUUGGAAAGCCAUGGGUCUCCUACUGAGCCAAAACUUCCCAGUGCGGAUUCAGUUUAUGUUUUGCUUAAGCAAGCGCUACAUGCUGAUGAUCGAGCACUACUGUUAGAUUGUUUAUAUAUGCAGGAUGAAAAGGUUAUCACAAAUUCAACUUCAUUGUUAAAUCCAUCUGAUGUUCUCAAACUCUUGGACUCCCUAGUAUCUAUGAUUCAGUCAAGUAGGGGUGCUGUGUUGGUUUGUACCCUUCCGUGGCUAAGGAAUUUGCUUCUUCAGCAAGCCAGUUGUAUAAUGUCCCAGGAAUCUUCUCUGCUCACCCUCAACUCUCUAAAUCAGCUGAUUGAGUCUAGAGUUUCUUCCUUACGGUCAGCAGUCAAGCUAUCAAGUUGCUUAGACUACCUUUUUGUAGGGAUCUCUGAUGAUGUGGCUGAUGAGACGAGGAUGAUAAAACCCAUAGUUUAUGAGGAUAAGGAUGAAAGUGAUGAAGAGGAGCCAAAAGAUGCUAUGGAAACUGAUGAAGAGAGUGACGAAGAAGUCAAGGAAGCCAUUUAUGGUUUUAGUGAUUUUGAAGAAAGCGAUGACACGAGGGAAUAAGAUUUUCAUAGUAACCAAACCCCCUUCUAAGGAAUUCUGAAUUUUUGGUCCUAAGAAAAAAACAGGGGAUGGUAAUGGAUUCAGGGUUGCAUACCAUCCAUUGCAGUGGUACAAUUUUGAGAAUCUGAUUAUCACUGAUUGAUUGCUUA